Molecule: messenger RNA, 3666 nt
Organism: Acanthaster planci (crown-of-thorns starfish)
Lineage: Eukaryota; Metazoa; Echinodermata; Asteroidea; Valvatida; Acanthasteridae
Gene: prc1
Product: protein regulator of cytokinesis 1
Biological process (GO): mitotic spindle midzone assembly; microtubule cytoskeleton organization
Cellular component (GO): spindle; cytoplasm; mitotic spindle midzone
Molecular function (GO): microtubule binding
Source: RefSeq, a predicted model, not a curated record
UCAAACACCAGCUGGCUGCGCACUGGCCAAUCACAGCGCUUGUUGGACGCACCGUUUUCAAACGUGCUACGUGUAUGCGAUGCGUUUAUAAAACAAUUUACGUGCCGAAGAUUCAACCUGUUUUUAUAACUUUUUGUGGAUUCUAAUGUUAAAAUGUCGUCAAAGAGAUGCCGAGAGAGUAUGAAGCUAGAGGUAGCCGAGUGCCUGGAGCACUCCUUGGAGCAGCUGCGUGACAUCUGGGAUGAAAUCGGCAUCUGUGAGGAGCAACGGGUUGAACGGCAGAACGUGGUGUUGCACCACAUGCGCAACCUGCUGAGUGAGAUGGUGUCUGAGGAGAGAGACCUACGACGGAGACUGCUGGCCAGCGUAGAGAACUGUGGUCAGGAAGUGGUCACCAUCAGCAAGGAGCUGGGCCUUCAACCCUUCCAGCCUGAGGAAGGACUGACCAUUCUGCAACUGGAGAAGUCCCUACGUCAGAAGGUGGAGAGCUUGAACAAGGAGAAGUCUGAACGUAUGGCCAAGCUCAAGCAAUUGAAAGACAGGGAGCAACACCUGUGUGAUCUGCUCUGCACCACUCCUUACUACAUCCCCAGUGGUACAGUGCCCACGACAGAGCAGCUGGAGACACUGAAAGACCACAUCCAGACACUGACCACAGAGAAGGAGUCAAGACAGCAGAUCUUAAGCGGCACCAAGAAAAAGAUCAUCUCCCUUCUAGCGGACCUUGAGCAGGGGCCCAACACAUCCUUUGAGCGAGACAUCGUCUGCGAGGAAGAAGACUCCUUUCUCCUUUCCAAGGAAAACAUGGAGGCCCUCAGAGUUUUACAUCAAGAGUUGGAAUUUAAACAGAAGGAGAAUCAGGGAAUUGCUGAUCAUCUGCGAGAGCAAAUUGCCAGCCUGUGGAACCGGCUGUUGUACCCUGCCGAGGAAAGAGAUGAAUACUUAGCCAGCCACCAAGGCUACAAACCCUCAGACAUCAAAGUGCUCCGUGAGGAGUUUGCCCGUCUGGAAGAACUAAAGAUGCAGAACCUGAAGCGAGUGACACAGGCCAGCCGUGAAGAGAUUGCCCUCUGGUGGGACAAGUGUUACUUCAGCAGGCAACAACGCAAUGAAUUCGCUGGCUUUUAUGAUGAUGAGUUUACCGAAGAGCUCCUCCUACAACAUGACGAGGAGCUGGCUAGAGUGAAGGCAUACUAUGAGAAAAACAAGGAGAUCUUAGAAUGCAUCAAGAAGAGAGAGGAAAUGUGGAAGCAAAUGCUGGAGUUUGAGAAAAGGGCCAAUGAUCCUAAUCGUUACAACAACAGAGGAGGUAACCUUCUCCAAGAAGAGAAAGAAAGAAAGAAGAUCAACAGAGACCUCCCCAAGUUGGAGAAGAUUUUGGCAGAGCAGAUCAGCAGCUAUGAAGAGAAGACGGGAGCACCGUUCUUGGUGGAUGGUUGCCGAUUUAUGGACUACGUCCAAAUGCAGUGGGCUGCCCACGAACAGGAGAAGCAACUACGGAAAGAAGAACGGAUCAAAGCAAAGCAUCUGCAGACUGAGAACGAGAUGACAUUUGGCAGUAAGCCAAACACACCUGCCAAGAGGCGAAACCCAAAUUGCUCCAAGACACCAAACAAAAGGUUGAAAGGGCUGAAUGGGACAUCUUAUGCCCCCUCACCCAGACUAGGGGUGACUCACAGCAGCAUCAUGCCCUCUCCUUCCCCGGCCCGACGUCCCCCAAGGGCUUGCAAGGCCACACCCUCAAACAACAAGACAACCACCCCUCAUGCUGCACCUGCACCAUGCACUUACAUCCCUCACAUACCCUUCCCUUCCCCUUCCUCCAUACGCCGUCCUCCUAAAAGCCUCCAGCAGAAAAAGACCCCCAAACGAGUGUUGAGACCCACAGGAGCCCGUUUGGCCCAUCGCAAGGCUCUGGCUGAAAGGAACGCUGACAUGAGCCAUGCCUUCAGCACCAGCACCAUCAGCGGGGGCCAUCACGGUCCAGUGAACUCCAACAUGUCCAUCACAUCGGCCUGCUCCUCCUACUCCGACUUUGCUAGAGAGUUUGAUGCCAAACGGAAAAACAACUGUCGUAGUAGUUCUGCCUCUAGCCCAACUAGUCUGUCAUCCAGCCGAUCUCGCAUCACCCUGCUCUAAGCUUCAGUUGGCUUGCCGUCAGAAUGACAUCAAAGUUGAGCAACCAGUACUUGGUAAUGCUUGAGGCUCAGUUUAUAUGCCAGUUUUCCUGCAAAUUGCGUAGUUUGGGCAAAAAGAAUACCAGUAGUGCUCUUUAUAAAUUGCGCAAAAUCUUAGCACUGUGGACAGCCCUGUUUUUCCCCAAAUUUAAACAGACAUUGUGAAAUCUUUACAUAAUUAUAGAGUCUAUGUAUGGGUCUGCCGCCUUACCAUUAAUGUUUUCUCCAGUGUUUACUCCAAUAUUGAAAUAUUGUCACUCCAAAAAAUUUGUGCAUGUAUUACUUUGUCUUUGACAAUUUAAACGUUCCCUUGAUUAAAAAUAACAAACACGAGACUGCGUUUAUGAGGAAGCCAUGAACCAACAGUCCAACGUUAACAUUUUCUCAUACAUGUAGACAGCAUUGGCAUGGACGCAACAGUAUUGAAUAUGUCUGUCAUGUUAGUCUCUGCCGGGGAAGGGGAAUACCCUGCACUGCUUUACAUACUCCAAUGACUCCUGACCCCUCAUUCCAGUCCACUGAAGUGCCACCCCCACAAGGCACCUUUUUAUUUCAACUGCAAGGGUCACAUCAAAUGGUCACUUGGCCUAACUCCAGCUAUAGCAAAAGAUCUUACGACAUCGAUGUUUCCACCUACAUGUACAGUAUUACUGAAAUGUUCCAUUCCCCCAGAUGCGGCAGUAACCCUGCCAAAAAAAAAUCACAAAGUAUUUUCUGAUCCUUGGUGUACAGUCUGCCAAGGUGAUCACUGAAUUCUGAAAGAUAGUGCUGCCACACUUUUCUCUCAUGGCCAAAGGAAAUAGAUUUACUGCUUCCCAGACUAGAUCAAUGUAAUUUUUUUUUGCUGUAAAUUCUACGUCAUUUAUUAUUAUUUUUGGUUUUGUUUAAAAUUAACCUCUUCCUGUACAUAGCUUGUAAGCUUUUAUCUGUUUUAAAGGAUGGAAUCUUUUUGUGUGUAAUAAUAGGAUUGAGUUGACAGGUAGAAAGAUCCAAAUUGUCCCUCAAAGCAUGGGACAGAUGCAAACUGACCAAGUCUAAAUGCUUAGUAACAUCAAACCAAGAUCGGGGUUGUCAACAAGAGCACUGUAAAAUAUCAGAACAACAUUGUUGCAGUCGAAGUCAGUUAGGAGAGAAUAUUUCUAACUGCUUGGGCAUGGACCAUGCCCUACUUAACACAGGUCUUGUUUUUUCUUGCUUGUUUCACUUUCUUUCAUUCAAUGUAAACCCAAAGACGGAAUCAGUUGUACAUGUACAUAGAAAUAAAAGUCAAGACACCGACUCUGUGCCCUUGAUCUGCUAUAUAGUCCCACUUACAAUUUGUAUGGUGCACAAAACAAAUUGCAAUGUACAUGUACCUGCAGGUGCUUAUUUAUCAACUGCCCAGAGUUUGAGCCUCCAACUUUUGUACAUAGUAUGUUUUUUUUAGAACUGGUAGUGUUGUACAGCACGAUAGCUAGGGAGCCAAUAAAUGAUUCGCCUUUACAACAGA